AUGUCCACGUCUAACCCUCCUAUGCCAAAACCCAACUCAUUAGUCGAGCGACUGGAGGAGCUUGCUUCAGACUUCAGUGCAGUACAUUGCACGCUCGCUUCUGAUAUUUCUCAAAUAAAGUGUCCACCGCGUUCCCAGUCAAGGAGGCAAACGCGUUUCCAGUCAAAACCGCCUUCCCAGGCUUCCAUGCCAACGGAAACCCAGUCGACCGAGCAAAUAGCUAAGCAACACGAGAAAUCGGCUUACGAUAUACUGGUGGCAGUCUUGCGUGACUUGAAUAGUUUAAAGGUUAAGUUGGAAGCAAUAACGAAUGAUGCCGAAGCUCAAGACAGCGCCAAUGAACAAGUCAUGAAAGAAGCGACGAACGGUCUACAGAUGGACACUCGACCAGAUACUGGCGCAGUCGCAACCACUGCACGAAUCGGAAUCCCCGAGCAAGAGAGGUCGUCCCAAUCUCAGGCAAGUGAAGAUUCAUCACCGACAUCAGACGACCAGCCGACCGUCGGGUCAGAGGAUGUGGCCGUCCAAUUCGAAGGCGUUGGUGAAGCCGUGGAUACACAAGCCCUACCCGAAGCCUUUCCAAAUAUGCCGGAGGGCCAACAGCCCGUCGAAUCAGAGGACGUAAUCAUGGGUGAGAGCGAAAGUGCUGACGGGUUGGCACCAUCGCAUUCACUCGAGGGCAACGAUGACGACACGGCCCAUCGCACAACCCCAGAGCCAAGUACACCAAGACCAAGUCAAUGGGUCAGCUUGAAUAUAAGAGCCGAGAGCUCGUCCACGGGCAGCUACACGGCUGUGAGCGAAUCACGUGCUUCCACCGUGGACAGGUCACCAGCUGGCUCUGUUUCGACUCGCAUCACAUGGCCAGACAGCUCCACUGGUGCUUGUGAGCAAGAUACUGCCAUGUCGGGCGUUGAGAGUACAGAUGAUGACCAAUCACGAUACUGUCCGGCUGGAGGCCUUAACGCAACACCAGCUGAGACGAAUAUCAUCCGACCGCCACAGGGUCCUGCAGCCAACGAGACAAUCAGCAUGGCAGAUUCUGUGGUCGAUAUUGAAGCUAAUUCUGCCCCUCAGACGCCUCAGGGCCAUAUAACUAACGACGAGGCUAAUUCUCCUGGUUCCCGCCAAUCACCGGCAGCAGAUGACACCGAUGUCCAAGGAGAUACCGACCAACAGGAUACUGGACUUCAAAGCAGAUUACCCACUCUAUCGCUCGCCGAUAAGGCAAGACUUAUUUCCAAGAUUCAGGAAUUAGAAGCCCAAGGAUGUGCACAACACAUCUCGGUUCCCCAUGUUGAUGUUGAAUUGGAAGAUGUGAAAAAAUGCAUCGACACAGGAGACUGGAGAUGUACAACCAUGGAAUACAAAGCGGGCCGAGAAGGCGAGAGAUACGUGUCGAUCUAUGCCGGCAAGCCGAAGAACCAACCUUUGAUCGAUUGGUCAGCUUUCACUGCUGAGUUCAAGCGGCCCACAACUGAGGAAGCCAAGGCUGUCCAAGCAUGGAUUAACAAGGACUCGACUGAAACACCAUCUUCAAGAAGGCAAGAAGUGGACAUCGGUAUGCACGUCGCACGAUGGACUACUGCCUUUCAUUUUCUUGAAAUCAGAAAAGGCUCUUAG
Messenger RNA from Fusarium mangiferae, 1623 nucleotides. RefSeq lists its product as uncharacterized. The transcript is spliced from 2 exons. Bases 1 to 1623 code for a protein of 540 amino acids. NCBI's taxonomy places the organism in Eukaryota, Fungi, Ascomycota, Sordariomycetes, Hypocreales, Nectriaceae. The record is from RefSeq and is a predicted model, not a curated record.